Molecule: messenger RNA, 234 nt
Organism: Ostertagia ostertagi
Lineage: Eukaryota; Metazoa; Nematoda; Chromadorea; Rhabditida; Trichostrongylidae
Source: the annotation of a GenBank genome assembly
AUGCCGAGUCAAGCCGGCGACGCUUUAUCCUUCAAUCGCAAUCAGGAAGAGUUCAAACCACCUACGCUGAUUCCAGCAAAAGAACUGGUGGCGAAACUUGCUGAGAAAGCUCGUCACAUGAGACGGGGAGAAGAAGAGGCUGAUAAGCAUCCCGAUGAUCGAGAGAAUAACGAUCGCUACGUAAAUGAGGUGCCAAAUGCAGAUGAGAAAGAUUACAAAGAACAUGGUGGAUAG